This is a messenger RNA of Fopius arisanus, 758 nucleotides long. RefSeq names its product NADH:ubiquinone oxidoreductase subunit 18 (gene ND-18). The record is from RefSeq and is a predicted model, not a curated record. NCBI's taxonomy places the organism in Eukaryota, Metazoa, Arthropoda, Insecta, Hymenoptera, Braconidae. The transcript is spliced from 3 exons. Gene Ontology annotation, biological process: electron transport chain. The coding region runs from base 36 to 611 and encodes 191 amino acids.
CGUCAAUAUUCUUUGUACUGCCCGAUAAAUGAAAAAUGGCUCUUGGCGUUCGGGGCUCCGUUUUUUGCAUUAAGAAGUUUGGCACACCAAUAUUCUUCAGAAAUUCAAUAUUACGCAGAGCACUGUCAGUUGCCAGUGGAAAAUAUGCUGAAAAACGAGAGAUGAUAACUUAUGAUUUAAACGUGGUGAACGUACCUCCAGAAGAAAUUGAACGUCAACAUAACAUGAAAGGCGGUCUCAUUGAGGUCGAUGAUAUGGAAGACCUGUCAUUAGUCUCCGGUGUUCCUCAGGAACAUAUAAAAAGUCGCACGGUGCGUAUUUAUCAACCAGCAAAAAAUGCUAUGCAGUCUGGUACCAGCAACAUCAAUUUCUGGCAAAUUGAUUUUGAUACACGAGAGCGAUGGGAGAAUCAUCUGAUGGGUUGGAGCUCAACAGGUGAUCCACUAUCAAAUCUCAAAUGUGAAUUCCAAACGAAAGAAGACGCUAUUGAACACUGCGAGAAGAUGAAAUGGAAAUGGUUCGUCCAAAAGCCAAACCACUCAGCUCCGAAGGCACGAUCAUAUGGCUCUAAUUUUGCAUGGAACAGGCGUACUAGGGUGUCCACUAAAUGAUCUUGGGCUUAAGUAAUCUGAAAAUGUCCCUAGCAUUAUACAGCAUUAGUCAUGUACGACGAAGUACUGGAUCUCGAAUAAAAAUGAUAAAUUGUACAUGAAAUCCUGUCUUAAUUUCAAAAGCAAUAAAUUCAUAAGUUCAAGAAA